CACUAAGAAAACGGUUGAAAAUGUUGUCAAAUUGGAGGCAAAGAAGUUAGAAAAUAGCGAAGAAGUGAUUAAAAGACAAUUCGUUCAAAUGGAUCGAAAGGAUGAAAUCGAAAAGUCGCGGUCAGCGCUUCCCAUCAUUAACGAAGAGCACACUAUUAUGGACGCAGUUUUUAAUAACCCAUUUGUUAUAGUGUGCGGCGAAACUGGUUCGGGAAAGACAACACAAGUGCCACAAUUCCUAUACGAAGCCGGCUUUGCGUCCAAUAAACAGAUAAUCGGAGUGACAGAACCCCGUCGGGUGGCGGCUAUCGCUAUGUCCCAGAGAGUGGCCCACGAGAUGAACGUAUCCACUGAUAUAGUGUCGUAUCAAAUAAGGUUUGAUUCAAACGUUACGAAAGACACGAAAAUCAAGUUUAUGACCGAUGGAGUGCUCAUCAAAGAAAUACAAAAUGACUUUCUUCUGAACAAGUAUUCAGUGAUAAUCAUCGACGAAGCGCACGAACGGAGUCUUUAUUCUGAUAUAUUGAUUGGUUUGUUGUCACGUAUUGUUCCGCUCAGGAAUAAAAAGAAAAAUCCUUUAAAACUGAUAAUAAUGUCGGCAACUCUUAGAGUCGAAGAUUUUACAACUAAUACCAGACUUUUCAAGUCUGUUGCGCCCGUAAUGAAGAUUGAUUCGCGUCAAUAUCCAGUUUCUGUUCACUUCAAUAAGAAAACAAACAGCGAUUAUCUUCACGAGGCGUUCAGAAAGAUUGAUUCGCGUCAAUAUCCAGUUUCUGUUCACUUCAAUAAGAAAACAAACAGCGAUUAUCUUCACGAGGCGUUCAGAAAGGUAUGCAAAAUACACGCCGAAUGCCCGACCGGUGGUAUACUUGUGUUCGUCACCGGAAGAAUGGAAGUGGAAGUGUUGUGUCGACGACUUCGGGCCAAAUACCCGAACAAUAACUCUAAAAAUAGUAAUGAAAAUAAAGUUUUACUGAAAAAGAGUAGACAUAAGAGAAGCGAACGGAAGAGCGAAAAGGAAACCACUGAGAAGACGCCGACAAUCAAUUUGGAUGAACAUAAGAGAAGCGAACGGAAGAGCGAAAAGGAAACCACUGAGAAGACGCCGACAAUCAAUUUGGAUGACUAUGAAGUGAAUCCAUUGGAAAGCGAAACAGUUUUAGACGAUUUCGACUAUUCUGACGAUGAAAAUGAUGACCAAAUUGUUGCUCAAAACCAAGAGGAAGAGGACAAUACGUUGGCUCACAGCCAACCACUACAUUGUUUGCCGCUUUACUCAAUGCUUCCGCAUUCGCGACAGAUCUCGAUCUUCUCGGAGCCGCCUCUGGGCUCGCGAUUGUGUGUCAUCUCUACGAACGUCGCCGAGACUUCUCUCACUAUUCCUAAUAUUAAAUAUGUUGUCGACUCGGGAAAGGUUAAAAGCAAAGUAUACGACAACGUGACGGGGGUUUCGACUUUUAUAAUCGGUUGGACAUCGAAAGCAUCGGCUGACCAGAGGGCAGGCCGUGCGGGCCGUACGGGUGCCGGACAUUGUUAUCGACUCUAUUCUUCGGCCAUAUUUAACGAUGAAUUCCCACAAUAUUCUGAGCCCGAGAUUCUGCGAAAACCGUCCGACGAUUUAAUGUUACAAAUGAAAGCAAUGAAUAUCGAGAAUGUCGUCAACUUUCCCUUCCCUUCUCAGCCGUCCAUCGAGUCAUUGACUGCCGCAGAGAAGCGACUCGUUUUGAUGGGAGCUCUCAAAGACACGAAAGAGGCCAACAAAGUGGACAAAACACUCAUGAAGGCUAAGAUCACAGAACUCGGGAAAGCCAUGUCUCACUUCCCUAUAAGUCCGAGAUAUGCAAAAAUGUUGGCCCUUUCGCGACAACACCAACUCAUGCCCUAUACUAUAGCUAUAGUGUCGGCGCUCACUAUCCAAGAGAUAUUCAUUAACAAUGAAAUGAAUGCCAAAAAACACAAGUUUUGGUUUAAAACCGAAGACACACUACUAUUGGGAGACGUAAUGGUUUUGUUGAACUCAAUCGGUGCGGCACAGUAUGCGGGACUGACCGACACAUUCUGCAAACAAAACGGUCUCCGAUAUAAAGCGAUCGUUGAAAUCAAUAAAUUGCGAAAACAAUUGAGUUCUCAAAUCGUCAAUAUUUGCGGCGAAUUGAAUGAAGACAUCACUACAUGUCUUGAGAUGAAACCUCCAAACGCUCUGCAAAUCAAACUUUUGCGGCAAAUAAUGUUGAGUGGAUUUUUCGAUCGCAUCGCUCGUAAAGUUCCCGUUUUGGACACCGAUUUGGACGACAAGGAGAAGAAGAAACUCCGCAACGCUUACCAAUCGAUUGAAGUCGAAAAACCGGUGUUUAUGUCGAAGAGUUCCAUCUUAAGCGAGGAAUGGCCCGAAUAUGUUGUUUAUCAGGAAUUAUUCGAGUCGUCGAGACUUGAGAUGAGAAAUAUGGUGACAAUAGAAGCCGAAUGGUUGGCAACAUUUGUGCCCAAUUUAUGCACGUUUUCUAAUCCACUGGAAAGUCCGGCCCCUCGUUAUGACAGCGGCGCCGAUGCGGUCAAGUGUUUCCGUUCGGCCACUUUCGGGCCCUACGAGUGGCCCAUUAAAGCCACAGAACUUGUUUAUCCCGAAGGUUUAGAUCGCUAUAAGUAUUUCACUAGAUUUCUGCUCGAAGGCGAUGUCAUCCCAUUCUUCAAGACAUACGCCAAGCAUUUGCUGUCGUCGCCAAUCAUUAUCACCAAAUCGUGGGCUUCUCUUCAGCCCCGAAGCGAACGCUUUCUCAAAUCAAUUGUCUCACAAAAUAUUGAUAACAGAAAAACAGUGAACGGGGAUAUGGUUUCCCAAACCCAGACUCAGAGCCAAUCCAAUCACAACUCAGCGCAACCGCAGCCGCAAAGCAAAUCCCAAACACAUCCCAAUCAUGUGGACACUCAGGCCAUACAUCCGUCGACGUUAUCUCAAAGCCAUCCGUCGGCCACUGAUUUGAAUAAAGAUAAAAAGCCGAGAAAUUAUAAGCUUAUAGUGGAUCCGGCGCUGAAGAAGGGACCGCAGAAGCUGUACCGUUACGAUGGGAUCGUUCCGGGGAGGGAAUCGGUUUACCCGACCGUUCAGGUGAAGGACCCCCGGAGGGGACCUCCCAUUUGGAACCGCAUCGAAGCCGCAGAACUUAUUUUUCCCAAAUUUAAGAUUGACAGCAAUUAUGUGGGAAUUCCUCCGCCGAUCGAAGUGUCGAUCACUAAUUUAAACGAUAAUAUAAAUAAGACAUUUCUAGAAGACUUAGUUAAAAAGUAUGAUCUCAUCGACGAUUUACAAGUGCUAUACCAUCCGAAGACUAAGAAGCACUUGGGUUUAGCCAAAAUGAUAUUCGCCACCAUUUCUGGCGCUAAAAUGUGUGUCGAAAAGUUAGACCAGACAUCAGUGAUGGGCAAUAUUCUCAACGUUUUCCUCGACCCCUUCGGCAAAGAAGUGAUGUUAGCGUUUGAGGCGAUUGUAAAUCCACCACCGAUUGUACCUCAGAUUCCGGUCGUAAACGCCGCCGAUUCUGGCUUUUUAGACCCGAAUACGAUUAUCACAGAAAUCGAUAGCAAAACGUCAUCCGCGGUUCCAUCAGUCAUCUCAUCCGUUCCGACCACUACUCCUAGCAGUGCCUCUGACUUCGGUUACGGCACUGACGGACGAGUCGGUCAGCCGUCGUCAGCGAGUUAUCAUUCAACGCAUUCAACGCCUCAUAGUUUCGACAGUGGCUUCUCAUAUCAACAGCAAUACCCGUACAAUCAAAACAAUGGUAACGCUUGCAGUGAUGGCACGUGGGGUCAGACGCCUAACAACAUGAGUUGGGAUCAACAGAGCGGCACAUGGAUUGAAAAUACUCGUACAGAAACUUCCGAUAAGAGUCCGAUUCGAGAGAGUUUGGACUCACGAAUAGAACUGCUUUUGAAGCAACAAAGCGCUGGUUUGGGACCCAGUUUUCUGGGCGUCAUGUCAGCCAUCGGAAGCCCACCCUUCGUCUCAAACGACUUUAAAAGUUCUCCAAAGAGUCACCGAAAGAACAAUGAGUUAAAUAACAGAUCUAAUAGACAUCACACCUACGAUUCGGAAGCCAUAUUAGGGACGCCUCCGUCUCCCUUCUUGAGUGCUUCCGAUUUUAUAAAAUGGACGAAAAUGACUAAAGCUAUCGACUCGGGAAGGGAUCCAACACUGGAGGACAGCGACUACGAGGAGAAGUAUAAUCCGCACGAAGAGGUGGUCGACGACGACGGGACACCACUUAAGGACGAACCGCAGGAAAGUAAGAGAACCCGUAAUAAAACGUAUAGAAAAGGUAUUGAGGAGGACAUGGAUGACGACCGCAUGUCGUUGUCAUCGCUGAGCAGCGGUGAGAAACUACACAUAGGAGGGGACACAAGUGAGCCAUCCGUCUCUGCCGGCGGUGUUCUUCAUCAGAGUUCACAUCCGAUGUAUCCGUCAGAACACGUGCAGAUGAUGGCUCGCUUGGGGUUAUGGAAACCUGGAAUGGGAUCUGAUUUAGGAGUGUUUAACUCAACCGCAUCUCAACCCAACUUCACCGCACAGUCCACUCCCGCAUUCGCGCCCUUCAUGUUCCCGCCUAUGACUGGCCAGUCAUACGCCACACCACAGUCAGGGCAAUAUCCGCAGCCGCAGCCCAACUUCUACCCCAUCCCGGGAUAUAUUCAACCCAAUAGUUCUCAUUUCUCUUCCAUCUCAGCGUCGAUGACUCCCACAUCAAAAGUGCCUCAAAUGUCUCUCAACACCGCUGUCACCGAAUGGCAGAAGCAGACCAAUGAGGCCAAGAAGAUUCAAAUCACCCGCAAUUCACUCAAUAAAGUGGUCUCAGAGCUCAAGGAUUUAAUCAAGAAAGACAUUUGCAAGAAGAUUGUGGAGAACUCGGCGUUUAAGAUAUACGAGAAGUGGUGGGAUGAAUGCGAACGCAAGUCCAAAGCACAAGACAUCACUACCACUGACGACAGACUCACUAACAGACCAAAUGAUUUAAGUGGCACUCAUUCUCGACAAACCAGUGCUGAGUGGCAGUCAAUGUCAUCGUUAUAUGAGAGCAAUCGAACUGAAUCUGUAAAUACGUUCACCAGUUAUAGUGGCGGAGGUUUAGGUCUUCGCGCAGCCAUACCUAAAAUGCCUUCAUUUCGGCGCAAACUUAAAAAGCCGACCUCUCCUACCAUUGAUGACACCACUAAUGACAUGAAGACAACAGAAUCUGAUGCCGAAGUCGAUAAACUGUCCGACGAUUCCGAGAGUGAGAACUAUCGGAGAAGAUCCAGAGCUCAAAAGAAUAGAGCGGCCGCUGUUAUCGACGAGAAGGCCAAGUCUUCGAGUAGUGACAGCAGUUCCAGUUCUAGUUCUGACUCAAGUUCAUCCGAUUCGAGCUCUUCUUCGAGCGGAUCCGAUAGUGAUAGUGAGUCGUCAUCCUCUUCAUCGUCGUCAUCCUCCUCCUCAUCCGCCUCUUCGUCUUCUUCCUCAUCAUCUGAUUCUUCGCGUUCAUCCGAUUCAAGUGCUGCGAAGAGAAAGAAGUACCGCAAACAUCGGUCCAGUCAUCCAAAGGGUGCUAAAGAGAAAUCAACGGAUAUGUUAUACGAUUCCGAUUCCUCCAAGUCUUUCGCUCAAAGAAAGGCCGAAAUAAAAGCAGAAAAAGAUUCUGAAAUGAGUUCAAAAAUUGAUACAAACUUGAGUUCAACGAAGAAUAAGGAAGAGAUGAUUGAAAAGGAAUCUGAAGUGACCACUGAUUUAGAAUACGAGGCCUCACAGGCGCUCAUGGCUUUGGCCACAGGCUUCUCAGCCGUACCUAAGAGUGCAGAAAGUGAUAGAAGUAAUGGUGAAAUAACAAGGGAUGGAAAGCCUCCGAAGAGAGUUCCCAUUGGAAGCGAUACAGAGUCGGCGUCAGAAGCGGAACAGUUUGAGAAUGAAGUGCCGCAGACGGCCAUAGCCUUCGACCACAGCUAUUGUCGGCCCGAAGUGACCGCCAGACUCGAGCCGAAGUCAAAUCUAGACUCUCUUAUUGAAUCUGUCGCUCGCGGAGAGCUUAAGAAAGACAAAGAUAAAUCCAAGAGUCAGUUAACGGAUCACAUGUAUAGCCGAACAAACGAUACCUCAUCUCAAGCCAAGCCUCAGAAACGACAAUAUAAGAGGAAAACUUCGACGACAACGCCAUUGAAGUCUCCGACACAAGAAUUUCAUCGCGGGAUUUAUGCCGUGGCCUCCGAGUGGCGCAAAGCCAAGAGAACCUCAAAUGUUGUCAAUAAUUUAGCCGACGAUCUCUCGGACUUCGAACAGAGGAGUCCAACGCCACCGCCUGUAUAUAAACAACGGGAUCUGAUCGGAGAGAUGAACAUAUUGUAUGAGUUCCUCAAGACAGGUAUUGACGCCGAAGAUGUGUCUUAUCUGAAGCGGAGUUACGAGACGAUGCUUCAGGAGGAGAACCAGGACUCGUGGUGGUUGAAUGACAUCCAUUGGGUCGAUCACACGCCCACUCACAUCGCGUCGCCGAAGAAACGCCGGAAGACCGACGACUCCCACCCCAGAGAACACCGAACCGGUUGCGCCCGAUCUGAGGGUUACUAUAAGAUGGAUGUGUUCGAGAAGAUCAGGCAUUCGCACGUUUCCAACGCUUCCCUCAACACCAAUGAUAAAGACGACGAAGACAUACCUAAACAGCUGCGCGUCCGACAGACGGGUACACAACAGUCCACUCGUGAGGCGCGCUCUAACCAGAGGAGGCUUUUGGCUACAGUGGACGCCGCGUGGAGUGAUCUCUUAAAAUUCAAUCAAUUACAGUUCCGCAAAAAGCAAUUGAAGUUCUCAAAGAGUCGAAUUCACGAUUGGGGUCUCUUUGCGUUGGAACCGAUCGCCGCCGACGAGAUGGUCAUCGAAUACGUCGGACAAGGAAUCCGUCCGAUAGUGGCCGACAUCAGGGAAAAGAAAUAUACAGAGUUAGGAAUCGGCAGUUCGUAUCUCUUCCGCGUAGACCUCGAGACCAUUGUUGACGCCACACGAUAUGGAAAUGUGGCCCGAUUUAUAAACCACAGCUGCAAUCCCAAUUGUUACGCAAAAGUGAUUACUGUUGAGGGAAACAAGAAAAUAGUGAUAUAUUCUAAGCAACCGAUAGGUGUGGACGAAGAGAUCACUUACGACUAUAAGUUUCCCAUCGAAGAGGACAAUAAGAUUCCGUGUCUCUGUCAGGCGCCUCAAUGCCGGGGUUUCCUUAACUAA
Molecule: messenger RNA, 7237 nt
Organism: Medioppia subpectinata
Lineage: Eukaryota; Metazoa; Arthropoda; Arachnida; Sarcoptiformes; Oppiidae
Source: the annotation of a GenBank genome assembly